AUGUUGGGAAGGCUGAUCCAGGGCUACUCCCGAGGUGGCCAGCUCGAAAGCGCCACCGAUGAAUCCCAUACUCGCGCCCUUCUUUGGCCCGACUUCCAAUCCCGCGAUGGUCGCCCAGCUUCCUCCGUCUCACCGCCUACCACUCCCUUUGGUUCUCCAACUCUGCGCGUAUCGCCCUUCGACGACAAAGCUGGCUUGGAGUUGAAUGAUACAAAGGAUCUAAGAUUGAUCAUCGCCCAAGAUGCUUUCGGAACAAACGACCGACCUUUGCUUCUUUUUGAUACUCAGUACUCCGAGUCCUCCACUACCCCACCCGACUCGGUCUCGAGCAGUCGAACCAAUGCCUCGCCCUUGAUGUCCUCCUUGGGUCCUCGCGCAGAUCCCGGAAUCCCGGCCAAUGGUCAUAUCAGGCACAGAAGUUCAACCAUCUCUGGUGCUUCAGCCUCUUGGAUUCGUUCGAGUAAGGAGUCGGACAACACCGAUCACCUGGGGAAUGUCUUAGACUGUAUGUUCGGCGUUAGUAGCGCCACAAAGACCGAAUCCAGUACAAAAAUGCACCUUCUACCUGGUGAACGGAAUGCAAACAAUGACUUGGGUCCACGCACUCCUACUCAUGCGCCAGCUGGGGUGCCGACUCGCGCCCCCCUCUUGCGAGCCAAAACCGCAAUUCACACGGUACAGACUCAUCGCCAACAUAUCACUGUAAAGGAGUCGGAAACAGAAACUCGCGACGCCAUCUUGAUCACUCGAGUCUUUACCAUUAUUCUUCCAGAUGCUCAAGAGGAUAUUCGCCAGCACCGAACCUCCUCUGCUGACCAUUCAGACGGUGCCAGGCCUGCACUCCAACCGCAGGAUCAGCAUGAAAUCCCCCCGGCCUAUUUGAAGAAACCCAAAAUCGUGGAAAAGAAAACACCCGUGUUUGCUAUCGGUCUUCUAUGCUAUCUUCCCAAUGGCGAUGUCCGACCAGGCACUGCCAAUGCCAGACCUUCUUCACGCGCAUCUUUCACUCCUUCAGGAACCCCAAACUCGUAUGGUUCCGAAUCCAUGUCUUCCUGGACCUUUCUCAAUGCCAUACCCGAGCACCUCAUGUCUUCCGAGUCAAGCGGGACCAUGACCGAUAAGGGUGUCGAUGUUAUUGUCAAAAACUGGGACGUUAUUCUGCGAAGCCUGGGUGUGGUAGAAAAGUUGUCCCGCUCCUACAUCGCCCACUCUCUACAACAAGUGAACCUGGCAAUCAUCUCAUCCGUUGCAAAAGCCCCUAAAGGACCCGCCGAACAACGAACUAAUCAACGUAAUGUCUAUCUUCGCACUCCCAAUCUACUGAACCAAACUGGUCCAUUAAAUCGCCUGGUGAAGCAGACUCUGUGGCGAGUUUCGUACGCUUUUCGUGUCCCACGCGUUUUAACCGGCUUUGGUCUUGACAAUGGCGGCCACUGGCUUGACGAAGCUCGUUACCUGGUACGCAUCUCUGGAAACAAGCAGCAGAACUUUUUUCUCUUCAAUCUUUUGACAGCUUUUCUCGGAAAUCAUACCGAGUGGCUGGAACGUCUCGGUCCGGACUGGUAUCGUAAACAAUUCAAGGCAAUGAAUAGAGGCAAGUCUCGACCCAGCAAUCUCGCCUCGCGGACCGUGAUAGUUUGUGACAACCGCUCCACCGCACGGCGCUUCAUAUUCCUACUUGCCUCAUUUCUUCCUCGUUCGCACGCCCUCAAUUUAGUGGCCAGGUCUGGCACAGACUUUGUAUCACCGCUGCUCACACCAGAUAUUGUUUCCACCUCCCCAGCACCCAGACACACUUAUGAAGGAUCAAUUCGUCGUCAUACUCAUGGUAAAUCGAGAGAUGGUACGUUGACAUUCCCGCGACGCGACGUGACAGGUUUGUCGACCAGUACGUCUUCCAACGACAGUCUUGGGGGUAUUGGGAAGGCAAUUCGAAACAGUUCUCGUUCAGCCUUUGCCCGUGAAGAUUUGCAAGAGGGCCUUGACAAACCUCCAGCUAUCCUGGCGGCAGGCGAUGGUGUGAAUCAAGUCCAUAAAACAUCCGCCACCAGCUCGACAGCUACCCCUAAUGCCACCACUCCCAUGCCUCACUUUGCAUCCAAGGUCGAUAGUUAUUUUCCUGAGGAUGCCAUUGUGGACGAAGAAGAGAGUGGUGCGAGUGCUGAUCUUGCUCGUAUUCUGCGAAGAGAUAGCAGCAGCUACACAUCUAUCAAUCAGCCAUCAAUGAAAUGGGGCUCACUGAUUAGCAAUGUGAGCGGGUUCUGGUCUCGAAAACCCGACUUACCGCCACAAGACGAGCAAGCCACUUUUCCGCGAGUUCCCACGGACAGCCUUCGUGACCGCCGACACUUGGCCCCACGAUCAGUGCCAAUUCACCCCCGUCACCAAAGCCCCCUCCAGGCAAUGGUGGAUGAAGCUAGAGAUCUUCGACCCAAACACGGUAAGAACAAGGACGAUCUGUCUUCUACUGCUACCAGACGCCUUUCUGCCACUCCGAAUGAUGUCCCUGCACCUCAUCUCACCGUGGACGAUAAGGACGGUGUAGUCGAUGUUGACAUCAAUCUGCCCGGAUUCGUGGGCUGGGCAGAUUCUAAGGUGCUCUCUCUUCCAACGUCGCUGCGCCAUCAGUCUCCAUCGGUUCUGAGUGAGGACAUUGCCUCGUCUUAUAGUUCGAGAUCGGUGGUCUCUGACAGCGUCGGGACGAAAAAUAUCAGAGUAGGCGGCUAUUUGAGGCGAUAUCAUGAAGAUUUUAGUCUUCAAGGUGUCAAACCAUAUGCUGAACUCCAAGACGAUAUCAAGCAGAGUAUGACCCGAGAGAUGACACCAAGCGGCGAUCUCUACAGUCCUCUUACAGAAGAGGAAACAACUACUGGUGGCCGAUGGGUCAAUAUCUGUACCACUCUAGUCGCUGAUUUACGCACAUUCACCAUACAACGCUUCACACUGAGGCGUAGAAUUGAUAGUGACACCCCGGCAGAUAAAUCUCGGCCCACAAAGCCUGAGGAAGCUCAGCAAAGAGCUCCUCGAGGGUUAGCUAACGACAAGGUUGAGGAUUUGAUUGUUGAAAGUGUGAUGGACUUCGAUACGACGUUGACGGAUGCGAUUGAGCGAGUCCUGGUUGAGACAGAACUACCCUCGCAAAAGUCCAUUGCACCCUCGAGAACCCAUUCAAGGACUGUGUCUACUGGAACAACUGGCUCUGUAAAAUCCGAGCCUUUGGAAAUAUCAGGACCUGGAAAGAUGCGCGACUGGGGUCGUCCUUCCACUCUCUCACAAUCCGACUGUCGACAAGCUGUGGUCGGUGCAUUGGAAGAAGUGGUCAAGAGCGUCAACGAUGAUCUGACCAAACAGUAUCGAGAUGUGGACCGUAGGGUCAAUCUCAAUCCCAAAGCAAUGAAACAAGCAGCGAAACAAGAUAACGUCUUGCGUGAAGGCGUCAAGAAAUGGCUCUUGAACGUCGAAACGAGGAGUGUCUGGUAG
This is a messenger RNA of Exophiala bonariae, 3480 nucleotides long. RefSeq lists its product as uncharacterized. Gene Ontology annotation, cellular component: cytoplasm. The transcript has a single exon. Bases 1 to 3480 code for a protein of 1159 amino acids. NCBI's taxonomy places the organism in Eukaryota, Fungi, Ascomycota, Eurotiomycetes, Chaetothyriales, Herpotrichiellaceae. The record is from RefSeq and is a predicted model, not a curated record. Gene Ontology annotation, molecular function: ATPase inhibitor activity; protein-folding chaperone binding.